This is a messenger RNA of Gongylonema pulchrum, 312 nucleotides long. NCBI's taxonomy places the organism in Eukaryota, Metazoa, Nematoda, Chromadorea, Rhabditida, Gongylonematidae. The record is from the annotation of a GenBank genome assembly.
AUGGAACAAUGUCCGGCUGGAAGCGGUUGUUUUCGUGGCGUCUGCUGUCCACUGGUCUGCCCCAGCGGCCAAGAUGCUACCGGCUUUUGCGGUCCAACUUUAUCCGUGACAAUGUCAUGCUCACAACAGAUUCUGGCUUCCAGGCUAGCUGUGUGUCCGGAUGUUGCUGUCAACAGCAUGAGCCAGUUCGCAUGCCAGUUUGCCGCAGUGGUGUUACCGCAGCUGCCAGAUGUAACGUCAAUGCGGUUUGUCUUCCUUGCUGUUACAUAUUUGCAUAAAUCCGCUACCGUAUUUUUUGGCUCACUGAACUGA